AACUUUGUCACGAAAACAAAAAUCUAUGAUUUUUCAUAUUUUUCAAUGUUCUCACACUUUCAAAGAAUAUAUUAGCUUAUUCACUUACUUAUUUUUUUUUACAAAACAAAGUAUCGGAGUCUUGAAUGUUGAAUUCAUAUUAUUGUAAUUGUACAUAAAAUUUUGUGAUUACAUACUUAGUGAUUCUUGUAUAUGUGUUCAAGAAAGUUUCAAUGGCUUAGUGGUGACUGUCCUAUAUUAAUGUCAUAAUAACCCGGGUUCGAUCCUUUCCUUCGCAUUGUUUUUCAUUUUUUACGAAAAAAUAAAUGAAAUGACGUGGCAAUUUUGGGCUCUCUGAUUGGUUGAUUUUUCUAUCCUACGUGGACACCCUUUUCAUGGCUUAUAUUUACCUUUUAGUAUAGUAUAGAUUCGGCUCGGUCUCGCUUAGGUUUGGGUUUAGUAAUACAUCUUAAACCCGGUUGAACCCAUUUACUUAUCGGGUUCGGAUCUAAUCAGGUUUUGGCUAUCCACUUACCUAUAUUUUACCCAAAAGUACCUGUUUUAGAAAUUUCUUCCUGCAUUUUUUUCAUGAAAAACAUGUCAUACAAAGCAAAACACAAGACGUACCAUACGAGCGAAACAUAUGCAAUGGUUCUAAACAUUACAAGUAUAGUAGGUCAAUGAAAGAAGAGACCAUAUACACGUUAAUUACAAACAAAGUAGGUGUAUAUGUUUCCUUCCUUUUCCUAUUUUUUUUUUUGAAUUAUACAGAGGUAUCCUGGCCCCACAUAAGUGAUCCAGACUAGUCACGUGUUGCCACGUGUCGGUCAUCUGUCCCUGACGAUGCCAAAAUGUUAAUUCCCCAGUGGCCGGGAUUCGAACCCAGGUGGCAGUACUCACAGCUGUAAGCCCAUUACCACUAGAGCUAGAAGCCCCGGUUAAAAUGUGAGUGUAUCUUAACAAAUACAAUACUAUGAUAAUUUUAACUCCUUUUCCUAUUUUAGUAUACUGCAUCUUCAGACUGAACUUCAUGUUCUUUGCCAGCUCCAUUGUUCUGUGAGGAUGAUGAAUCCAUCUGCAAAAAGUAAACCAUAAUAUUCAGAGCCAAACAAAACACAAUUACAUAACAUGAUAACAUAAUGAAUAAAAUAAUACAAUUUGAAAGAAACUUAGCACACGUAGCAUCAAACAACUACCAAUAAUAUUCUUUGAAAAGAAACUUAGCACACGUAGCAUCAAACAACGAUGCAUAAUGAAUACAAUUAUAUAGUAAUAUACUCUUUGAAAGUAACUUAAAUCAUUGUUCAUCGCACGCAUCUAACUAGCAUCAAAGACGGAUUUAAAAACGAAACAGAGACAAAACACUAACAAACCAGAAAACAACUACUCAGCACAGUAUCCAAAUAGGCAAAUAGCAUCAAACAACGAAGCAUAUAUGGUGAAGAAAAUAGUUUAAAACGUUCUGUAGAAGCAUAUUAAAAAAGUUUCAGCCCAAAAACUUUUUUUUUAACGCUGAUUUAUUAUGAUAUUACAAUUAUAAAAAAGAUUACAUAGACGAUCUGACAACCGACAAUACUACCUGUCUUAUAAAGAUCUACCCAUUAUACCAAAAGAAAAGAUCCAAUCAGUUAUUGACAAAGAUCCGAACCCGACCCAAACAGGUUUCGCGUGUUUUCGGGUUCGGAUUAUUUGCCCCGGGCCUACGGCUAUACCACUAGAAAACAACGAUGUGACUACCACGUAUAAAACUUGUAGACAAAAAAAAACAGUUGUGCGUUGUCGUGUACAAGGUGUAAGAAAACAGGUAUAUACAUGCGAGUGCGACUGAUGUAAAAGUUGAUAAACAGUCGUUAGCAACAGAUCAUCCAAAUAAUUUUUUUUUUUGUUAACCGAGUAUCCUGGCCCCACUGUGGUGGUUCAGACUAGAAACCAAAGUGAGCAUGGACCCGAAGGUCACCAGGUGGCUCACCGUUUUACAGUUUUCGGUCUCGAAUGCUGCAGCACAUAUGUAAAUUCCGCAGUGGCCAAGGCUCGAACCCAGGGACGGACACUCCAGCUGGAGUUCCUAUACCACUAGACCAAAGCAACUUGGUUAAAUCCAAAUAAUCUAGGAACGAUCAAAAUAUGAUUUGGUUUAUAUGGGUUUUAGAUGACACUGACAGAAGAAAGAUUAAACCUGAAAACUGUUUAGAGUUAUCAAUACAAGCUUUCAAAGAUUGAUGCACUUUCUUUCUUGUCACAACGAUUGGUAGACUAAUUAUAUAUCAUAAACGCAGCAUAUCAUCGAGAUUAUCGUGAGUUUUGGUUAAGUAAUAUGCUUCUGUAUUUUUAUGUCAGUAAAACUACAUAUUAAUCUGGGCUUAAUAAAUUAUUUGGGAGAAAAGGACAAAAUUUAAGAUAAUUUGACUUGGUCAUUACUUGUUUUAUACUUCUAUUCAAUAGUUGACUUUCUUCAAGUUCUUAACUUCUUCUGGUUCCGGUUUUCACUGAACUGAUUCAACCAUAAACAUAAAGUAAGCACAUGAAAACUAAGUAUUAUCGUCAUCAGUAAUAAAUAAUAGCAACAAUUAAGACCGAGAGCUCAACGUGUCUCAUGCAUGUUCCAAGCUCGUUGAAACAACCUCUUUCCUAAAUAUAAACAUGUGUUGGGAGUUAUGGUUGUUUCUUUUUUUUUUUUUUUUUUUUUUUUUAACUAACUUAUAUAUUAAUUAACGAAACCAACUCCGGAGGGCGAACCGGAACAAGACCUCCGGUUAGUCGAUGAAGAAACAGUGAACGUUGAAAAUAGAUUGGGCUUAUCGCUAAGUACAUGGGAAAGUAAAUGAAAUAAACAGCGGAAGGGAAAGAAUUCCGGCUCGAAGGACCAGAAUGGUCACUCGUCAUCACCUGAAAAACGCGGCCAACGACACCGACUUAGCCAAGGCCAAGCCGAACACUGUAUCUUCAUAUCCUUUUCAAAAGAGGCGCCGACACACAGAUUCAACCAUCACCAGACAAUACUUUCACCCGUCGGACCGAAACCGUGGAAGUUGAAACAGACCACACCAUCGGAGUUACCGCCUUCCCCAAAUGGUCCAUUUUUAUGUCCAAAGCUCUAACCCAAGAAGGUGCUACCCUCCUAAACCGCUGCCCCGCACCACGGAGAUUCAAGAAGGUCCACUCCAUCAAACCAAUAAGAGGCUCAUUCACAAAAAAAACGGAUCCAAGAUAGCAGCAGCGCCCAAUACCAAUAGGCUCCUUAAGACCUGAAAAGCUACUAGAAAGCAACACUACUGAUGUAGGGAGCGAGACAUCAGAACUGGGAUGUGAUGCAGCCAACAAGCAGAGUCAUCGAGGAAGGGACAUGAAGCUGGAGACUACCCAAGCUAAGCCACCACCUCACUGCUUGCCGUUUCCGAGAACCAGAACGCAGCUAGCUUCAUAUCGUCAAACUGUCGCAGCGAUGACAAAGCUACGACCCCACAAGGAAGCACAUGAGCAAACGCCAAAGAAAACUUACCGGUAGCUUCUGAGACGGACUGAAAAAGGACACCGAGUAGAGACAUUGCAGAUGAGAAAGAGGUCUCCGGAACCGCAACGACGUGGCCAUAGACGACCAAAUCGGGACGCAGCCCAUUGAACCUCCACACGCCAACACUAGAAGCUCUAGCACGCACCAGAAACCCCCUAGGAAAAGACGCACCUCCGAGAAGAGAGCACUCCAGAGCUCUCAUGAUGCCGGGUCAAAAGAUAAGGCUAGCCAAGACGCCGAGGAAAGCCACCAACCUGGAAACCCAGCACCGCACCUCGAAACCAGACCACAACGGGCAGAUCUAACGAUUGAAGCCCAGAUCUGGAGGAGGAACCGCCACAUCUCCCACACGCACCACUGUCUUGUACGAGUGAGUUCAAACGGAGAUGGAAAAAGAACCCACUCUAAACCCUGAAAAGCCGACCCCUUCGACUUGUCACCGCAUCUCCAGCCUCAUAGUCACACCGGAGAGCCAAACUCCACCAAGUCCAGGUCGCGAAUCCGUCGUUAAUGAAGCUCUUCUUCUAGGGUGACACACAUAUCGGGUGGAAAACGACAGUGAGGACAAAGGAGCAAAGAAAAAUAAGUAAAGGGGGGAGAGAAGCCCUCCGGCGGCGGCGAAACGGAGGCCACGCGCCGGAGGCAGACACAGAUCUGACGAGAGAAAACUUAGAGUGAGGAAGGGUUAGAGAGAGACCGAGUUAUGGUUGUUUCGUAACGGGUUACUCUUGGUACUCCGUACUCGUUUGACAAAACCAGACUACUUUUUUUGUGUGAUCAACAAACCAAGCUAGUUUAGAAAUAACAUAACCGAUGUUCAAUCUCUCUAUCGAAAGACCUCUAAAUCGCUAACCGGUUUGACAUAAAUACGUGCAAUAGCUUAUUAUUGCCUAUUGCCAUAUUGCUGGUCUCUGAUAUGCUUGCCAGCGUUGAUACAGAACUCGGGGCUACCUCUAUACGUCAUUGACUUUGAUAAGUCAUAUACCUUAUUUUCUGUAAUUAAGCUCGUGUUCAAGAUGUAUGUGUAUUUUGUAUCUAUAUAUAUAUAUAUAUAUAUAUAUAUAUAUAUAUAUAUAUAUGCAUUUUCAAACCUUCUGUAUGAUAUUAACUCAUUAUUUAUCAAUAUGUACACGUAAAUACGUAACAUCAGAAAUCGUGCGUAUCUUUGUACGGUUGGUCAAACGAAUAUGUUAAUAUUCUUGGAUAUAUAGUAAUGUGGCAUGAAAAAUGAUCUGAAAGAGAUAAAUAUACAUAAUAUUAUCUUUGGUUUCAUUAUUAACAAAUUGAAUUAUGCAAGUUGUAGUUUCAAUGUAUUCACACAAGGGAUCAACUUGUCCUUAACAUUUGGAUUCAUACAAAAAGAAACAAUAUAAAUAUUUAGUUCCAUAGAUUGACAUAUUGAAAUUAAUAAAGAUAUCAUUAUAAAAAAAAACUUUUUUAGAGAUAUGUCGACCUCAUAACUAAAGCUGACGUUGUCACCAACUCCUAUACUUUGUUAAGACAAUUAAUCAAACACAUAUAUUCGAUCAAUUUACAUUUAGUCAUUUAUAGUUUUUAUAGUAUUUUCAAAACAACUUUAUCUUGAAAAGUGGCAAAACCUCAAAUUUAAAAUCUGGGAGAGUGAUUUUCUACAAAAGAAGAAAUUUGACUUUGAAAAUCGUAUGUUUUACAUUGUAAUCUUUACUAUUAUAAUUUUUUAUAUAACUAUAAAAAAUACAAUAGAAAAUAUUAUAAACAAUAUUAAUCAUGAAAUAGUAUAUUCUAGUACAAAAUUAAAUAUAAAAUUAAUUAUACCACAAAUUUUAAAUGAAUUACAUAAUCAUUUACUAUAAUUCUUUUCAUUUUACUGAUCAUAUAUAAUCAAAUAGUGCAUUUUGAAGUGAUAAAAUGAGUUUCUAUUAUUUUUAUUUGUAGAUUUCAAAGUAAGUUUGUUUAGUUCAAUAUUGUUUUGUAUAAUGUUUCGUUUUUAUGUUAUUAUAUAUCUUGUAUUUUGCAUAAGACAUAAUAUCGUAAGGAUUGAAAUGAUGACCAAAAAAAUAAAGUUAUUUGGAAAAUAUAUAAUUUAAAAGACUAACAAACCUUGAAACUUUAGAAUAAUAAAACUUAACUUUCAGUAUGCAAACUUCUAAAUUUAGUCUUAAAGUUGCUUUUAGAGUAUAUAAAACUUUAUAUUUACAGUCAUGAGAUGCUUUUACGUAAAGAAUUAUGAGAAUUAUACCUUUAUACUUUUAAUUGUUCGUCCUAAUUUCUUAUAUACAUAUCUAUAAAGAAACUACAUGAAAGUUACUCGUACGGAAUAUUACGUACCUUAUACGUAUAGAAGACGUAAUCAAAUAUUUGUUUGGUCAUCCAAACAUUGAGAAGCCAUCUCUAUAUAAUGCUCAAAGACAUUACAUUGAAUUAUAAAACUUUAUAUUUUAACUCAAAAGAUACUUUUACCAAAAGAAUUAUACCUUAUAUACUUUUGAUUAUUGGUUCAAAUAAUUUAUAUAUAUCGAUAAAAAACUACAUGAUUGUUACUCGUACGGAACAUUUCAAAGCUUGCACGUAUAGAGAAGCUAGUCAACUGUCUGUUUUGGACCUUUGGUCAUUGGUUUCACUCAUACAUUGAGGAGCCAUCUCUCUAUAUAAUGUUCAAUGACCUUUACAAAGACAGCCAAGAUAUUAAGAGUUACGUGACUCCAUUAAACCUCAGCCAGUCAGCCAUGGUGAAAAUGGCUAAAUCUGUUACUUUCUCAACCUCUACUUCUGCGUCAAACCUUUCAUCUCAUCCUUCUUUCACUUCUCUUGCUUCUUUCAAUUCUCUUCCUGCUUCUCCACUCAACCAGCACUUUUCUCAGUCCAUGAUGGAGGAAGCCUUAGAGUCUGCAGACUCAAUCAUCAAGAAGUGGGAUCCUAACUCACAGUCCUACAGGAAGAUCAUCUCUCUGUUCAGACACAGCAGAAAACAAGCCAAAGAAUUCAUCGGAUGCGUCCGUGACUUACGCAGAGCCAUGCACUUUCUUGUCUCUCAAGACUCCAAAUCUGACAAGCUUGUGCUUGCCCAGAACCUGAUGCAGAUUGGCAUGUCCACGCUGGAGAAAGAGUUCUUUCAGAUACUGUCUUCUAACCGAGACCAUCUUGAUCCUGAUUCUGCCUCUGGUCAGUCCACAAUAUCUAGCAAUUCAGAGUUCGAAGUUUAUAUGGAUUAUGAUGAGGAUGAUGAUGAUGAGCUGAAGAAGGCUGGUGAAUCCAUCUCUCAGGUGGAGAAAGCCUCAGCUCUGGUGAUGUCAGACUUAAAGGUCAUAGCAGAGACUAUGAUCAGCUGUGGUUAUGGUAAAGAGUGCAUAAAAAGCUAUAAGUUGAUUAGAAAGUCUAUUGUUGAUGAAGGGCUACACUUGCUUGGGAUCGAGAAGGUCAAGACCUCUCAUUUUCAAAAAAUGGACUGGGGCGUGCUGGAGCAUAUGAUCAAGAACUGGAUCAAAGCUGCAAAGAUUGGAGUCACAACACUCUUCAGAGGAGAGAAGCUUCUCUGUGAUCAUGUCUUCUCUGCAUCCGUUACAAUAGGACAAUCUUGCUUUAACCAGAUAGCCAAGGAAGCAGGACUCAAUCUCUUCAUGUUGCCUGAGCUCGUAGCCAACAAGGAGAAAAAACAACACCACCAUGAGAGGAUCUUCAAGAUGAUGGAUCUCUAUGCAGCUAUCUCCGACCUUUGGCCAGACAUAGAAAUGGUAUUCAGCUUUGAUUCGUUAGCUUCUGUGAAGACUCUUGUCCUCUCUACGCUCAAGAAACUCAAGGACUCUAUCCACAUGUGUCUUAAGGAGUUCGACACGAUGAUACACAAGGAUUCUUCUAAAGAACUUUCCCCUGAAGGAGGGGUUCACAAGCUGACUCGGACAACGAUGAAUUUCAUAUCAUCGUUGUCUGAAUACAACCGUGUGUUGUCUGAGAUCCUUACAGAGCAUCCUCUUAAGACAAACACUCGCUUGCUAGAAUCUUACUUCACGGCUCCUAUCUUGGAAGAUGAACAUGUCAACAACCAUGCAUGCUCGGUCCAUCUGGCUUGGCUCAUACUGGUUUUUCUUUGCAAGCUAGACACCAAAGCAGAGAGUUACAAUGAUGUCUCUCUCUCUUACAUCUUUCUUGUGAACAACAUGCAGUUUGUGGCUGACACUGUUCGUUCUAGUCACCUCAAGAACCUCCUCGGUGACGAUUGGCUCACAAAGCACGAGGCAAAACUCAAAAGCUAUGCUGAAAAAUACGAGAAAACAGCUUGGGCCAAUGUUUUGGUAUCUUUACCUGCGAAGACAAGUGCCAAGCUAUCACCAGAGGAGGCCACAACAUGCUUCAAGAGAUUUCACGCAGCGUUCGCAGGAGCAUACUUGAAACAAUCAUCAUGUGUUAUAGUGGAUACGAAGCUUAGGGACGAGCUUAAGGUUUCUAUAGUGAAGAAACUUGUACCGGAGUACAGAGAGUUUUACGAGAAGUAUUUGCCAAUGUUGAGACAAGACAGAAACAUAGAGAUGUUGGUGAGUUUUAAGCCUGAUAAUUUGGAGAAUUAUCUCUCAGAUCUUUUCCAUGGAACACCAAUGCUCACUGGAUCUUCUCAUUCUGCUACUGCUUCUUUGUUUUCUCCAUCUUGUUUCUCAAUUAGAUGUGUAAAACACUAAAACUCACACUUAGACAUUACCAUUCUCACUUUAUGAAUCUACAAUC
Messenger RNA from Brassica rapa (field mustard), 8185 nucleotides. Its product is annotated as exocyst complex component EXO70H1-like. Gene Ontology annotation, biological process: exocytosis. The record is from RefSeq and is a predicted model, not a curated record. Gene Ontology annotation, molecular function: phosphatidylinositol-4,5-bisphosphate binding. Lineage: Eukaryota; Viridiplantae; Streptophyta; Magnoliopsida; Brassicales; Brassicaceae. Gene Ontology annotation, cellular component: exocyst.